UAUAUAAAUUUUAAUUUCAGAUUUUUCUUGUAAACUUAAUAAAGAUAGAGCUAGUACAGUGUGCAGAGUGAGUUAGGAUGGCAGGAUAUAAUAAACUGAAGUGAUUAAUUCGUCUUAAUGUUUCUUUAAGUUUUCACCACGGGGGCCUGCACUAGUAAAAGUUCGAGUGGAAGCUCUGCUGGUGUCGAACCUUAUCUGGAAUCAGAACAGGGCAGAAUGUCAAGUGACCAAGAAGGUGAAGAUGCUCCUUCUCCCUCCGGUGGAGCAGCAUCCCUAGCUUCAGCUCUUCUACCUCCUUCAAGUAUAGCAGCUGCUCUAGAAGGAGGUCUGGAGGAUGAGGCUGAUAUGUCGAGGCUGCAGAGUAUGCUCGAGGCUCGUGGAUUUCCUCCUCACCUCGCCGGAGUCCUCGGACCUAGAAUGCAUCAUCUGAUUGUAAACCGAGGAAUGGCGCCGAGUGCAAUGUCCAAGGCUCAGCAGCUCCUGACCGGCUUACAGGCAACUGGAGAUGAAAGUAGGCAACUACAGGCUGUUAUUGAAAUCUCCCAACUCCUUGUCAUGGGAAACGAGGAUACAUUAGCUGGGUUUCCUAUCAGACAGGUUGUUCCUGCCCUGAUUGUUCUACUAAAGAUGGAACACAACUUUGAUCUGAUGAACAACUCCUGCAGGGCGCUCACCUACAUGAUGGAAGCUCUCCCCAGAUCAUCAGCAGUGAUCGUUGAAGCUAUUCCAACCUUUCUGGAGAAACUGCAGGUUAUCCAGUGUAUGGAUGUAGCAGAGCAGUCUCUAACAGCUUUAGGAAACUAUUCAUAUUCAACCCGGUCCACUCUGAUUAUAGUUAACCCGGUCCACCUAGAUUAUAUUCAACCCGGUCCACUUAAAUUUUAUUUAACCCGGAUAGAACGUAAUGAGGCUAUACCGAUUAUAUCAUCAAGACUUCGUAAUGAAGACAAGAAAAGUGUUGAUUUAGCUUGUUUAGCUCUUUCAAGGUUGGCUGACAGUUAUAAGUUGGACAAGGAGAGACUGGCGGAAAUAGGGAAACCGGAAGUGCUUGCAAACCUACAGGAACUGCUGAAACAACAAACAGUUAGUCCCAACACCUUCACAACAUGCCUUCAUAUACUGGUGAUCUUGACCAGUAAUAACAGUACGACCAGCCUGCAUCUACUGAAACAGGAUAUGGGAGAGACUCUGAAGAAUUUACUGAUUGUUCCAACCUUCACAGAGAAUUUACCUGGAAGCAGUAAAUCCCCAGGACUGGAGAAUGAUCUACUGGAGCUGGUUCCAAGAUCUCCACAGGAACUCUACGAGAUGGUUUCUCUAGUCGGAGAACUGCUUCCAGCUCUACCCGGAGACGGUGUGUUUGCUAUAGACGCACUCCUAGCUCCACCAGGAACAGUACUAAAGGACCCUGUAGUCUGGCAGUGGCAGGAUGACAGGGGAGCCUGGCAUACUUAUGGAUUUAACGAUUGCAGGAGUAUAGAGGCUGCGUUUCUGGCCGGUGAACCGGAAAUACAGCUCAACUCUUCUAAUAGAUCCGUUACACUUAAUCUAGUUAACAGGCACGAAAUAAGAGAGGAAUGUGGAACUGCUAAACCAUUGAAGAGAAUUCUAACCUCACAGCUCUCAGCAGUUCAGGACGGAGAAGUUGCGGCGGAAGUUGAAGACCGGAAACAGCUGACAGCUCAGCUGACGAAAACACUAUUUCCGGUUUUGAUAGAAAUCUACUCUGCAAGCGCUGGACCGGGAGUCCGACAUUCGGCACUACAGGCACUUCUUCGUAUGGUUGUGCACACUGAUUCGGAGCUGCUUACCCGUGUUCUAAACAGCACCUUCGUAAGCAGCCAGGUUGCCGGGAUGCUGAGCAGUCAGGAUCUCAAGAUUACAGUUGCUGCUCUACAGCUUAGUAGAGUUCUGUUGGAUAAAUUACCACAGGAGUUCAGUGUUCAUUUCAGACGUGAGGGAGUGCUUCAUCAGAUUCAGAAACUAACGGAUCCUGAAUACUCCUUGGGACCAGAUAUAUCAGAAUACAACCUGUCCUGGUCACAGGGUUCGAGCACUCCUCCUCCUCAUCCUGGACGCUCAUGGACAAUUGCUGGAUCCAGCUUCGCUAAUAUAUUCCCGGAGCAUCUUAGAACCAGGAGUAGAGAGGAGGGGAGUAGGGAGUCACCAGAUUCAACCCCACAGACCACCUCCAAUCCACUCAAGCUCUCAGAUAUGCUGAAGCGGAAGAGAACCGGAAGCCGGAAAUCCAGCAGAAAGAAUAGCGGAACUUCUAGAGAAGAUCUAAGAACUGCAGGAUUAGCUCUUUCGACUCCAGGAGGUCCUACUACCUCUACUCCGGGGGGUUCUGCUUCUAAAUCAGGUUCAGCAACACCAGGGAGCAGGAGAUCAAGACUCAGCUCAGCUUCAUCUCUCUUUUCAUCUCUCAACCCGGUCAAAUGGGGAAGAUCUAUCAGUCAGCAGGAUACUCCUCCUGCUACAGUAUCUACUCCAUCUCACCACCAGACUAGAGAGAAAAUAAAGAUCUGGGUGAGAAAUGAAGCCCAGAAACUGUUGGAGGAGAACUUCAAGGAGUCCCUGGGCUCUAGACAUCCAGCCCUGACUAUCCUGCGUAGACUCUCAGCACAGGUUGAUCAUCUGACCAAGAAGCCCCAGAACGGAGAGAGAUGUUUGAAGGAGAUACAAUCAAUACUUGUGGAGAAUGAUAUAUCUCCAUUUGAGGUUUAUCAGUCUGGACUAGUUCUAUCCCUGCUGACCUACCUGACUAAACCUGACCCAGAUCUCACUCAUCCUUCCCACACCACCACCCCGACCCAUCAGGGUCAGGAUCAUGAUGUAGGAAGGAUGACUCGUGUGAGAACAUUCCUCCACGUGUUCACUGGAGCACCUAAAAGUGGAGAUGCUGACGAGGUUAGUCUAGAUCCUGAAAUAGUUUCAAAGUUCUCUCUUCUCAUCUCAAAACUGAACGCUUGUGUAAACCAUUUAGAGCAGUUUCCAAUCAAGAUGUAUGAACUGGGUCCCCCUGGAGUCAGAUCUGCAGGUUCAACUCUUAAAUUCUUUAAAACUCAUCAUCUCAAGUGUUCCCUACAGAGACACCCUGACUGUACAAGUUUAAAGAGCUGGAAGGGAGGUUUAGUGAAGAUAGAUCCGCUAGCACUGGUUCAAGCUAUAGAGAGAUAUCUUGUUACAAGAGGAUACGGGAAACCAUCAGAUAGAGAUUCAGGUUCUGAUGAUGAUGAUAUGUCUGAUGAAGGAACUGAUGAUACACUCAACAAUACAUCAAGGGAAAGGACUGGAGAACAAGCUCACAGACUUGAAUUCCUGAUUGGAGAGAGUACACUACCAAGAGAUAUGACAGUUUAUCAGGCGGUUCAACAGUUUGGAGCUCCGGGUUCCAGCGUAACCGAGGAUAGUGAUAGUGAUAAUAGGAACUCUAUGCUUGGUUCCCCCGGGGUCUGGGCCAGAAUACAUACUAUAUACUACAGACCGGCCCAGGACGCAUCACCCUCUAUACAAUCGAAAAAGGGAGCCGCAGAAGCAGCCAGUAAAAAGGGUAAGGGAGGAAAGGGUCAGGCUAAGAGAAAAGCUCCGGAUGAAUUAUGGAAUGAAGGAGUUGUCCCGGAGCGACCAAACCCUCUUAUCUCAUUCCUAGAGGAUAAACUACCCAAGGAAUUCCUUCAUCAGGAUCCUAGCGUUGAUGUUUUAAAUUUGAUACGUGUACUGCAUGCCUUAAACCGGUUUUGGUAUACACUCUACCCUGGAACACGCCCCAGGAAUAUUCUGCCUGUUAUUGAGUUUAUCAACAGUAAGAUAACAGCUAAGGUUAACCGCCAGCUACAGGAUCCUAUUGUUAUCAUGACCAGCAACCUUCCUCACUGGCUCAAGGAGAUUGGCGUAACCUGUCCGUUUCUGUUCCCUUUCGAAACCCGUCAACUUCUAUUCUACGUUACUUCAUUCGACAGAGAUAGGGCAUUAAGUCGACUGCUUGAAGCGUCCCCUGAACUCGGAGUAACGGAUACUCAUGAACGGGUCAACCCAGACCUGGACAGGAAGAAGCGCGUUAUAUCAAGAGAGACAAUAUUGAAGCAGGGAGAACAGUUGAUGUCAGAGUUAGCCUCGUCCAGAUCCUUACUAGAGAUCCAGUAUGAGGGUGAGGUAGGAACAGGUCUAGGUCCAACCCUGGAGUUUUAUUCUUUAGUUAGUAAAGAACUUCAGAGAUCUGAUCUACAGCUCUGGAAAGGAGGAACUGUUAAGAUUGGGAGCGAGGAACCUAUGGAAGAGGAUAAGUCUGAUGAUCCGUGUGUAGAGUACGUUCACAGUGACGUAGGUUUAUAUCCUCUACCUCUGGCUAGAAAUGUGAAAUCAAGUCAUAAAACUAAAAUAAAGAACAAGUUCCAGUUUCUUGGUAAAUUUAUGGCAAAGGCUGUGUUGGAUAAUAGAAUGUUAGAUCUACCCUUCUCCAGACCAUUCUAUCAAUGGCUUCUCCAG
Messenger RNA from Eurytemora carolleeae, 4488 nucleotides. It is a transcript of the gene ctrip, whose product is annotated as E3 ubiquitin-protein ligase TRIP12. The record is from RefSeq and is a predicted model, not a curated record. Gene Ontology annotation, cellular component: nuclear speck. NCBI's taxonomy places the organism in Eukaryota, Metazoa, Arthropoda, Copepoda, Calanoida, Temoridae. Gene Ontology annotation, biological process: protein polyubiquitination; proteasome-mediated ubiquitin-dependent protein catabolic process; regulation of double-strand break repair. Gene Ontology annotation, molecular function: ubiquitin protein ligase activity; zinc ion binding.